AUGGUUCCUCCAUCACCAUCUAUCAACUUCAAGUCUUCGUCUCCGAAGCCAGGUUUCUCCAAUCGUCCGCACGCUAUUCUGUUGUCACCUGUACGCGGGAGACCGCAGGAAGUGCCAGACACGGCUGUAUUAAGACCCGAUAAAAGGCCAUCGGAGAUUCAUCUGAUCAAACGACCCGACGGAUCCGGAAGUUCCGGCCAAGGCCACGUUCACACAGAAAUUCUUGUACAUCACAAACCGGAAACGAUAAACGUUCGACCUCAGCCCGCUCCUCAUUCAUCUGUUCAUUCUCAUGGACAUUCCGCUCAUCAACCGCCAGUGCGCGGCCAUUUUUCGAAUGGUCAAACCCCAGUGGAACCAGCUCCACCGAGACGUGUGGAAGUGGCGCCGACCGAAGUUCCACAUCGGUAUAUAUUCCUAGGAAAACCAGAUUCUGGAAACGAGAUAACGUUAGGCACUAACUGGAAAUCCGACAAAAAGCCGGUCAGAUUCGCUCUAAAUAAUCGACCGAGACCGCGACCGAGGCCGACAACCAAUCGUCCUUUAGAUAGACAUGUUUUCGUGGAACGACCUACUGGAUAUCCGCCGAUUAGGAAACCAACGUAUCCUGGGCCACAGAGACCUCCGACGAAGACGCACAACACCUUUGUAUUACCGCAUCGCCCACCAAUGAGUCCUCAAUCUCACCAGGAACCUACUCGGAUAUCGCCUAAUCUAUUCACUCUUCAAAUUGACAAUCAGAACAGACCGCCGCAUGUGUAUCCGGAUAAGACAAAUGUCGCGCCGCCGACUGAGCAGAGUGAUCAUGUGCCUACGGGAGCAAUAGAAUAUCACAAUCCGUUAUAUCCAAAUCCGAUAUCAGAAGAAAACAAACAUUCUCAAGUAUCCGCUACGAAAACGCAGCAUGUGUCGUCAGGAGAUUAUCUUGAAAAGUGGCAGACUAAUACGCAUACAGAGGAGACGCUACUAGAUUCUGACAUCGGUGCCUCGGAGUAUAUCAAUUACCAGAAUCAUCAUCAUGGAAAAGGAAAUAGAAGUCACGAAACCGAUAAUCAGGAUAAGAAAGAUGCAAUGGCGUCUUCUCAAAGCAUUAACCAAACUCUGAAUUCACAAACCUUGUAUGGGCCAGUUGUUUCUAUCAAUACGGUUGUAGGCAAGCCGCUGGAAGUCGAGCAAGAACAUGACGUGACUUACGAAAGCGAAGCAGACGGGAAGCCGUUACUGCAAGGACCUCACGGUACCAAUCCCUACAACACGAGACCUUACGAACUGCCCAUAAUACAAGGCAAGCCUUUCGGUGUUUACAAUGGCUACGUGGAUCCGGCCACUCCUUACGGGUACAAACAAAAAGAGGGCAGCAAACCCGAUUACGAAAUAGUUCACGGUAUACCCGCUCCUUACAAUGAAGAUGCAAAACCAAUUACUACGACCAAGAAGACGCAAGGCGGACAAGUCACAACACUGAACUCACUCGAACGCGACGAUACCAUCGAUUUAAAGCCACCGGCGAUUGUACCUCCAUUCGGCGAGGUAGAUAGACCCGGAAGACCGUUUUCUAGACCGAUUAGACCUGACACGAGACCUGGUUUAACACGAAUCAAACCAGAGAUAUUAACGAAACCGCCGAUUAAAUUAGAAGUUAGACCCGAUUACACUGGCAAACGUCCGGAGAAUGUCAAGCCGAAUACAGAAAUUUAUGUCAAUCAAACAUUGAAUCACGGAAUAAAUCUUCAAAAUUGGAACGUAGACGUAGCGGUCCCGGAUAUUACAAAUUCUCAGCAGAAAAUAUCAACCGGGCAUGAUUUCCGGAUUUCCGAAACAAAAAUAGCUGCAAAUAAAAAUGGCACUACAUCUCGUCCGGCUACGAUCGGCAAUAAACGUCCAAGUGUCGUUCGACCAGAAUACGGAACGUUCACGAGGGUGCACCCGGAAUAUCCUCAUAUUCUGACGAAACCGAAACCACAAGUGCCGGAGCCGGUAAUAGUUUCAAGUGGUACUGCGGGAUUGGAGACGCACGGUCGUCCAAACGUCAAGUUCUCCAUGUCGGUGGAGGCUACGGGCGAGGAAGUGGACAGUAAGACACAAACCGAGCGGCCGCCCAGUAUGUUAGUCACGAAAAAUAAUCCACCGCAUAAUAAAAAGAACGAUGAAACUUUGGAUACGUACAAGCCAAACUUUGCCUCCUCGGAUUCUCAAGGCGAACCGAGCAAAAUCAAGGAAACAAAUGUUCCCUCUAGAAACAUGAUGCCACCGCCUCUAAACGUGGGAGUCGGAUCGAAUCAAUCGAAGAAACAAGAGCAAGAGGGACUUAAACCACCGCCACCGCCGUCGAGCGAUGUGCUUGGAUUGUCGCCACCCCCGGUAGACAUCACUACUACUCAUAUGACGACCGACGAGUCAGGUUUGAAGCCGCCGAAAUACGUACCUCUAAGGGAAUCGACGACGGUUGCACCGCCUAGCACAAAUAUGGUUCCGCCCAGCCCGAGACCGUCGCUCACAAGACCUUUCCUCGUAGAGCUACUGUCGCAGGACAUGGUGCCGCCGCCGCCGAUACUGACAACUACGAGACCGCUCGAGAUUGCUACUGUGAGACCAGCAGUCGCGGUUUCUGGUUCCAUACAGAUAGCCACUGCCGUCGCGACGUCACAUAUCCCGGUGAUCCAAGAUAUCGAAUCGAAAAUCCCAAUUAUUCACGGCACCGUUGAUCUACCAGUUGUAGUCGACGUCCCCGAGAUCCUUAGACCUGCGGAAACGCGAAUGACCGAACACGUUAGCAUUUACACCGUGCGACCGUUUGAUACAAGACCCGUGUCUAGAAUCGUCAUUCAAUCGACAUCGGCGUCCACAAAUAUAGUAAUACCGACAAAACUGCGACCACCGCAAGUGGAUCACAUUCAACCGAGCAGAUCAUCGACAAUCCAUCGCGAUGUCGAUCCGACGAGAACGUACGUUCUGGAUAUCCCACCAAAUCCUGUUAAGCGACCCGAGCAUCCGGUAUUCUUAGAAUCUAGCCACGAGAGCAUCCUACCAUCGAUAAGAGUCGAGCCCACCGAGUCUUUAACAUUCAUCGUAGGAACGGAAAAGAAACAACAUUCGAUGAUGUCGAACGUCAAGACGCAAAAACCGCAAGUAACCGAAUACAAUAUCGUGAAUAAAACGGCGAACAAAGAGUCAUCCGUGGUCGUCACCAGAGUUGAUAGUUCGAUCACUAAAGUAACAAGUACGUUGAUACCAACAUCGGGCAAUAAGACGCGAUCAGAGGCAAGUAACUCGACUACACAAUUUACAAAGAAUAUUGUAAAGACCACCAGUACCAUCGUCAGGGAUCAAUUCAACGCUACAAUACGCACGAAGCCAAAAGAGGUACGGGUGUCCCGACAUAAGGUUAUAAGUUAA
Molecule: messenger RNA, 3396 nt
Organism: Vollenhovia emeryi
Lineage: Eukaryota; Metazoa; Arthropoda; Insecta; Hymenoptera; Formicidae
Exons: 3
Coding region: 1-3396 (1131 amino acids)
Source: RefSeq, a predicted model, not a curated record